Molecule: messenger RNA, 1287 nt
Organism: Mytilus trossulus (common blue mussel)
Lineage: Eukaryota; Metazoa; Mollusca; Bivalvia; Mytilida; Mytilidae
Exons: 5
Coding region: 57-1115 (352 amino acids)
Source: RefSeq, a predicted model, not a curated record
CCUAUAUAUAUUGAUUUAGCACAAAAACGAAUGCGAUUUAAUACUUGGGCUUAAAGAUGAAAUACAUUUACAUCGACAUAGCUAUUUCAAUUGUAUUUUUUUACAAUAUUCAAGCUGAAAGAUGUGAAAUCUGGUGGUUGAAACGAGAAUGUUACAGCAAACCAUGUUCUUGUUGUUCCAGUGAAAAAAGUUAUUUUAGUAUAGUCUGCUCUGAAUGUUGUAAAAAGAAUGGCAAUAGGUUUUGUGUUGUUGCUGAACAUUAUCACAGAUGUGAACCAGCAUCCACGAUUUCAGAUAGACCAUAUACAGAACAAACACCAUUAAACAAAACGGACCAGUAUUCAUCGAACAGCAGCAGUAAACGUUCAUUAGGUGUUACUCCUUACAUUAUGGUUACGAUUUAUACAAUAUCUGUCAUUGUGCCAAGUAUAGUGUUAGUGGUUUGUAGUGGGCGAUGGAUAAGAAAACAAUUAAGAAAAAAAAGAAUAAGGGAGCAGCUAAGACAUGAAAGAAGGAAUGUCACAUACACCUCUGCAAAUAUACAGUCAAGCAGGAAUGAUAGACGGGUACACUUUAAUCCGAUAAUUGCUAUAGGAGACGAGGAGACAACAAUACCUGCUGACAUACCACCUGUUUAUUCAGUUUGCAGUUAUAAUUGUGCCCAAAAUGUGACCAAUGGUGAUCUACAGAAUGACCCACCACCUGUUUAUUCAAUUUGCAGUUGUAAUUGUGCCCAAAAUGUGACCAAUGGUGAUCUACAGAAUGACCCACCACCUGUUUAUACACAUGGCAGUUAUAAUUGCGCCCAAAAUGUGACCAAUGAUGGUCUACAGAAUGACCCACCACCUGUUUAUACACAUGGCAGUUAUAAUUGCGCCCAAAAUGUGACCAAUGGAGAUGAACAGAAUGACCCACCACCUGUUUAUUCCAUUGACCGUAAUAGGUGCGCCCAAAAUGUGACCAAUGGUGAUCUACAGAAUGACCCACCACCUGUUAAUACACAUGGCAGUUAUAAUUGCGCCCAAAAUGUGACCAAUGGAGAUGAACAGAAUGACCCACCACCUUUUUAUUCCAUUGGCCGUUAUAGUUGCACCAUAAAUGUGACCAACAUGUGACCAAUGAUAAUAUACAAAAUUAUGCACAACCACUGUUUUUCAGAGUUUUUUUUCAAAUCAAUUAAGUCAGGAAAAUUAUGGUAAAGCUAUGGCAAUGAACAGCAAUGUUCUCAUAAACACAGUAAGGAAGUUCAAAGCAUAUUUUUUAUAAAAUCAGUUCUCUAUAAGCAUG